AUGCAGGCUUCCUCGGGUCCCUCGGAGGCUGGCGGAGGGCACGCGUCGCGGAGAGGCCAUGGGCCUCAUCUGUCGAUCAGCGACCCGAGCCACCACGUCACGGAGGCUAUCGGCCAUUUGUACGAGGACGACUACGACAAGCGGGAUUCACGACGCCUCAGUUACCUCUCCACCAACAGCGAAUCCAUUUCCAUCCUUCCCCCGAAUCACGCCGGUUCCGAAUCCUCGCGGCCAUCUGUACCUCCGAAGAAUCACACGGGCGAAGCGAGUCGAGGCCAGGUGAAUGGACAGUCCCACUCUCCCACCGUGGGGAACCGGCCGUUCGAUAUGGACAGCAGCAGCCCGACGUCUCCCGGUUCUACCGCCUCCCCUGGUUCAACCGAUACAGCUACCACCUCCUUUCCCUUGAAUGACAUCGACUACGAAUCCAACCCCGCCGCUGUCGCCCAGGAACUCAACAACUUGGCCGCGAUCCGGCGGAUGUCCAUGGAUGUAGCCGCCACCGGCGACCCCGACCUUCCCAGCUUCAACUCGGGUUCGAUGCCCUCCAUCGCACCCGCGCCGUCCGCCGAUGAAAAUGACGCUUCCCGAUUGUUCUGGGUUCCCGCCCGCUUGCACCCCGAAUUGGCCCCGAAAGAAUUCAAGUCCUUCCUGGAGAGCAAGUCGGACCACAUCAACCGGAGAUCGGGCGAUUUUUCAUUGCUGAGCCCGGAGCGGAGCGGGUCCAGCGGGAGCUUGAGGCGGAAGAAAUCGAUGCUGUCCCGGCAGAUCGACGACUCGCACGGUUAUACGGAUGGCGCGGAACGGCUCGAGCGGAAGCGAUCGCAGCAGUCGAGCAACGACUCGUUGAGCCCGAACCUGAUGCAGUUGGAGACGAUGGUGGACAACUCGAACCCCCGGAGCCCCAGCUCGUCCUCGUUGAAUGAUGACGUCCAGAAUCUCUCUCUGGCGACCGAAGAGGACAUGCCGAUCCUUCCCCCGGCACCGCCCGGCCACAGUCUAAGACGCUCGACGCGAACACAGUACCGGAAAGCUGGCAGUUUGAAGAAAGGUGACAAGCUGCCCUACUCCAAGCGACUCGCCAAGGCGAACGAGACGGGUGAGGAGGCGCCGCCGAUCGUGUCCGCGACCGGUGAGCCACCGAUCCUCGGUCUCACUCGAGUGUCGACGGACCCCAACCCCAGCGUCACACGAGCCCAGGCCUUAUCGAAAGCCGCACAGGCAACCGCUCCCCCGUCUGAUAUCACAACCUCAUCCGCCUCUUCCUCCUCCGUCGACCCGAGCGGUGAUCAGACACGUGACUCCACCGCGGCUGAAGCGGUCCACGUGAGUAGUCCCCCCCAGUCACGAUCGUGGCAUUCUCGCAUCAGCUCCAACGGCCGGUCGAGCCUGCAGACUCCGUCCGGGGAGCAGAAGAUCCCGGAGAUCGUCGAACCACCCCCGUCGGAGCCCAAGGGACCGUCCGCCUCCAACGCCCAGCAAAAUAUCCCUGCGGCAUAUAACUCUGGCAAAGACACGCCCCCAGCGCCGCCGCCGAAGAGCCCCUCCCAUGAACAAUCUUCGACUAAACGAUCGCUUCACCGGUCACACGGGAAAGACAAUGCCCCGACCCUCAAUGAGUUUGCCAGUACCCCACAGGCGCUGCCCGGCAACACGACGCGCACGGAUAGCCUGACCUUUAUCCCCCAUCUCACCGAGGAUCGCAAAUCGGAGUCGAAGAAGUCCAAGAAGGAGUCCGAAGGCGGGCGCAAGUCGAGCUGGCACUGGUUCUUGCACCCGGAUGAGAAGGACAAGGACAAAGAAAAGAAAAAGGAGAAAGAUACGGAGGCCAAAACGCUCAAGUCGAAGAUCGUCGACAAGGUCCACGAAACGACACUCACUUCUUCGUCGAGUGACAGCAACCAACGCGGGCGGGACAGUGCGUCUAGUGCCUCUAUGGACCGGUUGGAUCCGAAGCUCGAGGAGGAGCGCCGAAAAGACAGCGCGCGGAGGACGUCCGGCGAGGCCAAGAAGGAGAAGGAGAGUGGUCUGUUUUCCUCGAUCUUCGGGGGUGGCCGGAAGAAGAGCAACGAGAGCGGUCAUCACAAGAAGAACUCGUUGCGAGCCAUCUCCCCGGAGCCGCCCGUGCGGAUCCUCCAGCCCGAUGUCGACUAUCCUUGGACUCGCUUCUCGAUCCUCGAGGAGCGAGCGAUCUACCGAAUGGCUCACCUCAAGCUUGCCAACCCGCGUCGCGGGCUGUACUCGCAGGUCCUGCUCAGUAACUUCAUGUAUUCCUAUCUGGCCAAGGUGCAACAGAUGCAUCCGCACAUGAUGCUCGCGACUUCGCCUGCUCAGAGACAGCAGAAGUCGCGAGAACAGUCUGAGGAGUACCAGCAAUACCAACGUUACCAAGAGGAGCAGGACCAACGCUACGCGGACAGCUCGUAUGACGAUCCGCAAAUGUAUGAAUACGGUGAUGAUUCUCACGACCACUAUGGCUCGAAUUCGCGAGGGAGCAAACAAGGCUAUGAGAAUGGGAAUGCAUAUGGACCAGGGCAUUACCAGUAUGGGCAUUAUGGGAAUGAUUCUCAUCUCGACGACGACGAUGACGAUGACGAUAUGUGGUGA
Molecule: messenger RNA, 2607 nt
Organism: Aspergillus campestris IBT 28561
Lineage: Eukaryota; Fungi; Ascomycota; Eurotiomycetes; Eurotiales; Aspergillaceae
Product: putative telomere silencing protein Zds1
Exons: 3
Coding region: 1-2607 (868 amino acids)
Biological process (GO): establishment of cell polarity; positive regulation of G2/M transition of mitotic cell cycle
Cellular component (GO): cell septum; cytoplasm
Source: RefSeq, a predicted model, not a curated record